Molecule: messenger RNA, 1629 nt
Organism: Penicillium angulare
Lineage: Eukaryota; Fungi; Ascomycota; Eurotiomycetes; Eurotiales; Aspergillaceae
Product: proline permease PrnB
Exons: 4
Coding region: 1-1629 (542 amino acids)
Biological process (GO): amino acid transmembrane transport
Cellular component (GO): membrane
Molecular function (GO): amino acid transmembrane transporter activity
Source: RefSeq, a predicted model, not a curated record
AUGGCGAACCCACAGGAUGUCUCAGAUGCCCAGGGCCAAGAGGCUAUAACAGAGAAAUCUCGUACAGUCCGAAGCUUAGUAGAAGCAGAAUUGUUGGAUGAUCGAUAUGCGACCACUCAGCGAGGGCUGAAGAACCGUCAUGUUCAACUCAUGGCGCUAGGAGGAACAAUUGGAACGGGAUUAUUCGUAUCUUCUGGCCAAUCUCUUGCAAUUGGGGGGCCUGCCUCUUUGCUUCUGGGCUAUAUGUUUAUAUCAGCAAUGGUAUACAGUCUGGUCACAGCAAUUGCAGAGGUUGGAGCUUAUUUACCCGUACAUGGAGGUACUAUGAGUUAUCAUGGUUUUCGAUACGUUUCACGAAGCCUGGGAUUUGCCAUGGGCUACCUGUAUUGGUAUUCCCUGGGCAUCUUGGUGCCAUAUGAAAUUACAGCCGCAUCGCUGGUCAUCGGAUACUGGGAUCCAAAUGGAACUGUAAAUGUUGCUGUUUGGAUCUCCAUAAUGAUGGUAGUGAUUAUUGCUUUGAACUUCCUGCCUGUGCGGUUCUAUGGAGAAUCUGAAUUUUGGUUCUCUGGGAUUAAGAUUAUCACUUUAAUCGGUCUUCUUAUGGUGUCCUUCAUUUUAUUCUGGGGUGGUGGACCCAACCGCCAACUACUUGGAUUCCAUUACUGGAAGCACCCUGGAUCCUUCAAUCAAUAUCUCGUAAAUGGAGACACCGGCCGCUUUGUGGGACUCUUGAAGUGCACAGUAUCAAGUGCAAUUGCUUUCAUCUUCGCACCUGAGCUGAUCAUUAUUAGCGGUGGAGAAAUGGAAUCCCCGCGUCGCAAUGUGCCUCGCGCGGCUCGAGCGUACAUCUACCGAUUAGUAUUCUUUUACAUCUUUGGCGUCCUUGCCAUUGGUGUUAUAUGCCCGUCAAAUGCUGCACGACUUACUCAGAGUAAUGGCACUGUUAACUCGUCGCCGUUUGUUGUCGGGAUUCAAAAUGCUGGCAUUCCAGUUCUCGAUCAUAUCGUCAAUGCGGCUGUAUUAACAUCCGCCUGGUCUGCUGGAAAUUCAUUCCUCUACAUGUCAUCUCGGUCUCUCUACUCACUAGCGGUCUCUGGCAACGCACCCAGCCUUUUCAAGUCUUGUAACCGAUGGGGUGUUCCGUAUUAUGCAGUUGGAGCUUCGGCUUGCUUUUCAGCAUUGGCCUAUUUGUCCGUUGGCAGCUCCAGCUCCAUAGUGUUCAACUGGUUCGUCAACUUCACUAAUACCUCUGGUUUUCUCUCGUGGAUCUGUUGCUGCAUUGUCUAUUUUCGAUUCCGAAAGGCCGUGAAAGCACAAGGUAUCGAACAGCCCUACCGAUCGCGAUUACAGCCGUAUGGAGCUUAUUUCGGAAUGGCGGGUGCAUCGCUCAUGGCCUUGAUUAACGGUUUCACUGUCUUCUUUCCAUCGCAAUGGUCAGUGAGCAACUUCUUUACGGCCUACAUUGGGAUCCCUGCAUUCUUGAUUCUCUAUUUUGGGCAUAGAGUGCUGUUCUGGAGCGAUCCUUGGGCUUGGCGUCCUGAAGAAGUGGAUAUGCAAACAGGACUACAAGAAAUCAUCGAUGCUGAACUACCUCCUCGAUCAUCAGGACCAUGGUGGAAAUUCUGGUAG